Messenger RNA from Lasiosphaeria miniovina, 1170 nucleotides. Its product is annotated as mitochondrial carrier domain-containing protein. Bases 1 to 1170 code for a protein of 389 amino acids. Gene Ontology annotation, cellular component: mitochondrion; mitochondrial outer membrane translocase complex. NCBI's taxonomy places the organism in Eukaryota, Fungi, Ascomycota, Sordariomycetes, Sordariales, Lasiosphaeriaceae. Gene Ontology annotation, molecular function: folic acid transmembrane transporter activity; FAD transmembrane transporter activity. Gene Ontology annotation, biological process: folate import into mitochondrion; nucleotide transport; protein import into mitochondrial matrix. The transcript is spliced from 5 exons. The record is from RefSeq and is a predicted model, not a curated record.
AUGUUUACUCUGUCGGAGGAAUCAAAGGAGCGCAUCGGCCGCAUCAUCGAGGUGUCGCGCGUGGCAAUUCACUAUGGUUAUCUUCCUCUGAUUCUCUAUCUCGGAUACACACGGAGCGAGCCUCGGCCUUAUCUCAUCCAGUAUGUCUCUUCCAACGUCCCCUAUGACAUGACUGAACGCAAGCCUCACGAUGCCCGGCUCUCGCGCGCCCUCGUCGAGGCAGUCGCCGGGCUCUCGGCUGGCACUAUGGCCACCUUGGUCGUCCACCCUCUCGACAUAGUCAAGACGCGCAUGCAAAUCCACCGGAGCGCGACAGCACCCUCGGCGGCCCUAACCACGGUCUCGGUCAUGCGCAGCCUGGCCCAGACCGAGAGGCCCGUCGCCGCCAUCUACCGCGGCUUGACCCCCAAUAUCUUGGGCAACGCCACCAGCUGGGCCUCCUUCUUCUUCUUCAAGUCGACCUUUGAACGCGCCGUUCUGUACUUGAAGCAGAACCGGAGCGAUGGCCCUCUCGAUGGCAGCCUGCCGUCGUCUUCCUCACAGAUGCUGUCGCCGGCCGAUUUUUUUGUCUCGUCUCUUGCGGCUGGCGCUACGACGCAGAUCAUUACAAACCCCAUCUGGGUUCUGAAGACGCGCAUGCUCUCGUCUGACAGCUUCGCGGCCGGCGCCUAUCCUAGCAUGUGGACCGGUGCGGCGCGCCUGUUCCGCGCCGAGGGCGUCCGGGGCUUCUACCGCGGCCUGGGCGUCGGCAUGCUUGCCAUCAGCCACGGGGCCGUCCAGUUCGCCGUAUACGACCCCGUCCGCCGCAUGUACUUUGCCCGCCAUCGCAGCCGCUGGCAGCUCGAGGGUGCCCCGAGUGGCGGCAACCUCGUCGACGACACCCACAUGCCCAACGAGGCCACGGUUGUGCUUUCCACGCUGGCCAAGCUCGUCGCUGGGGCGACUACGUAUCCGCUCCAGGUGCUGCGCAGCCGGCUGCAACACUAUGACGCCGACGAGCAGUUCGGCAAGGGCAUCCGCGGCGUCGUCAGGAAGCUGUGGCGCGAGGAGGGCCCGCGCGGCUUCUACAGGGGCAUGGUUCCCGGCGUCGUGCGCGUGCUGCCCGCGACGUGGGUCACCUUUCUCGUGUACGAGAACGUCAAGUACUACCUCCCACGCUGGGCACAAUAG